AUGUUGUGCAAAAGAAGUUUAAUUUCAGAACAAGUGAUAAUAUGUGAAGGUAAGCAUGCGAAUAUAAGUUGCACAGAGGGUAGGUUUAUUGCGAUUCGACUGGCGAAUUAUGGUCGUUUCACGAUCACUCAGUGUAAUCCAACGUUUAACACUGAGUUGAGUACAACAUGUCAGAAUGAUAAAACUCUUGGAAUUUUGCAAUUAGAAUGUAAUGGGAAAUCAGAGUGCGAUUUUGAAGUGAGUAAUGAAUACUUUGGUGAUGCGUGCCCGAAGACAUCAAAGUAUUUGGAUAUGCAGUACGAUUGUACAUUAACUGCUGUAGCUGCACCAACAACAAAAGGUUCAAUAAUGGAUGAAAACGGAUUGCCAGAUGCUUCUGUGCGAGAAUUGCCGAAUGGAGAUGAUCUCAGUGAUGCUCGGGAUAGUGAUAUUAACGGAAAUGAUGCCACUUAUCAUGCUCAUGCAAUAAGUGUACCGAACGACCUCGAUAGCAAGUCAUCCGAACAACACUUAACAGCACACUGUGAAGCCAUAUCGUCACGUUACAUCGACUGGCCGAAGACCGAAGUUGGUAAGUUGGCACGAAUGGGAUGUCCAAUCGGUUCGAGUGGUUAUGCUGAAUGGAAAUGUGAACUCGACGGCAAGUGGAAUAAACGUGGCGCUGAUUUGUCAAGAUGUGUUUCUUCAUGGUCUCUGAGAAUUAGCGAAGACGCAGAGCUAGCAGAAGAUAUAGUUGAUCGUAUUGAAACAUUACGAGAAAUUCAACAAAUGACGAGGAAAGAGGAAUUAUUGGGCGGUGAUUUAAUUGUGCUUUCGAAGGCGAUCAACCAGUCGAUUCCGCUGAACUUCGAUGAUUCAGCUAAUGCUGAUUUGUCGAUGGAGUUAGUUGUUGAAAGUGUGAACAAUAUGGCGAAAACAUCACAAGAAUCAGCCUGGAAUGAUUUGAGUAUAAUGAAGAGUCGUCGAGUGAUAAGUUCUUUGAUGGAUAAUAUCAAUAAAAUAGCUUGUGCUGUUAGUGUAUUGACCACUUCUGAUACAACCAGAACUAUUAUCAAACCAAAUAUUGAGGUACAAAUAUCGAAUGUGAAAAUACACGAGUAUGUAACAUUUCCAAGUAUGAGCCUUUACAAGAAGAAUUUGGAUACAAUCGAUGUGCCAAAAGAAGCUUUGUCACUUCGGAACACUGUGAACGUUUAUGCAAAAGUGGUAUACUCAAUGUAUUCAGCAAUGGCUUCUCAUAUGAAGCCAUUAUUGUUAUUGCCAAACGGCAACAGAACCAACAAUCCUGAAUUGAAUCAGAAAUUGAACAAGAAUAGUGUAAAUAAUAAUGGUGGUAAUGACAAUAAUAAUAAUAAUGCUGUUAUAAUUGAUCGUUUAAUUGUUAGUAAUAUUAUUUCGGCAUCAAUUAUUAACAAAAAUAAUCGUAUACAAUCAAUCAGUCGACUCAGUAAACCCGUUGUGCUCACAUUCAAAACCAAAUUGUCAGAUGGGCAUUUGGUUGCAUUAACGUUCAUCACGUACAGCGGGUGUACACUUUCGAUUCUGUGUCUUCUUCUGUCGUUUAUUGCAUUCUCUUGCAUUGCAUCUCAGUCCGGCACGGAUCGUUUGAUAAUCCACGCAAAUCUGUCACUUUCACUGUUAUGCGCCGAGUGCAUAUUCUUGUUUGGUAUUUGGCAAACUCAAAAUAAGAUACAAUGUGGUAUUAUUGCGGCUCUGUUGCAUUAUUUAUUUCUGUGUGCGUUCUCGUGGAUGUUGCUUGAGGGUUUUGAGUUGUAUUAUAUGCUUAUUGAAGUGUUUCAAUCUCGUCGUUCAAAGAAGCAUUACUUCUACUUAUUUGGUUAUGGGUGUCCAGCAUUGGUGGUUAGUAUAGCACUUUGGAUGGAUCCGUAUAGUUAUGGAACGGAGCGAUAUUGCUGGCUCCGUGCAGAUAAUUACUUCAUUGUAUCCAGUUGGUUGCGGGGCUCAAUUGCAUUGGUAUUUUUACUCGGUUUAACAUGGACAUUCGGGUUGUUAUGGAUUGAUGAGCGGUCAACAGUAAUGGCAUAUGCUUUCACUAUUCUGAACUCUCUUCAAGGACUAUUCAUAUUUUUAUUUCACGUCGUUUUUAAUGAUCGAUGGGCGAAACGGAGAGCAUCAUCGCUGCCGGAUUGUAUACGUGAACAAACUUCAACAUCUGCCACUUCAUCAAAUCUCCAACGUUCCUCACCAUACACACGUACACAGCAGCAAGCACUCAAUUCGAACUCGUCCAAUACGGCUGUCACUUCGGAACUUUUGAGGCAAACAAGAGUAGUGAGUGGCAAGGCUGCAGAGUAUUCGCCACUAAUGGCGAGUAUAAGAGCUGGCUUCUCGUAUGAUCCAAGAGGAAAAGGUUCGUUAGUUGUUGAUUAG
Molecule: messenger RNA, 2391 nt
Organism: Anisakis simplex (herring worm)
Lineage: Eukaryota; Metazoa; Nematoda; Chromadorea; Rhabditida; Anisakidae
Source: the annotation of a GenBank genome assembly